AUGCGCCCCUCCCUCCUCCUCGCCACCGCCAGCCUCAUCCUCGCCGCCCCGACCGAGGACGCCGUCGAGAAGCGCGCCAUCACGUCCGGCACCAACGACGGCUCCAUCUUCCAGUUCGGCGACGCCGCGCGCUGCCGGCGCACCUUCUACGACUCGGGCGCCUGCGGGCUGAGCACCUACUUCAAGGGCAGGGUGCCCGCGGACGCGACGCUGGUGGCGGUGCCGUCGGGCGUGUUUGACCGCUACGGCCAGGCGCAGGACAACAGGCUGUGCGGCAAGACCAUCACGAUGACGUACCGGGGGGUGACGCGCAGGGCGGUGGUGGCGGACGAGAACACGAGCGGCGAGCAGUCGAUCGACAUGUGCCUGGACGACUGGAAGGCGUUUGGCGGCAAGGAUGGGGAUGGCACGCUGCGUAAGGGCAUCAAGUGGACGAUCGGCUGA
Molecule: messenger RNA, 444 nt
Organism: Cordyceps fumosorosea ARSEF 2679
Lineage: Eukaryota; Fungi; Ascomycota; Sordariomycetes; Hypocreales; Cordycipitaceae
Exons: 1
Coding region: 1-444 (147 amino acids)
Source: RefSeq, a predicted model, not a curated record